Molecule: messenger RNA, 1406 nt
Organism: Calypte anna (Anna's hummingbird)
Lineage: Eukaryota; Metazoa; Chordata; Aves; Apodiformes; Trochilidae
Gene: SLC25A37
Product: solute carrier family 25 member 37
Exons: 4
Coding region: 1-1017 (338 amino acids)
Biological process (GO): iron import into the mitochondrion
Cellular component (GO): mitochondrial membrane
Molecular function (GO): ferrous iron transmembrane transporter activity
Source: RefSeq, a predicted model, not a curated record
AUGGAGCUGAGCUGCGGAGUGGGGGGCAGCGCAGCCGCACCCCCGGGGCCCGGGCCCCCGCACCCCACCGCAGCCAACCCCCCCCCGCCACCGGAGGGCGAGGAGUACGAGAGCCUGCCCAGCGGAGCCUCCCUCGGCACACACAUGAUGGCCGGGGCGGUGGCGGGCAUCAUGGAGCACAGCGUCAUGUACCCCGUGGACUCGGUCAAGACCAGGAUGCAGAGUUUGCAGCCGGACCCCAAAGCCCAGUACAGGAGUGUGUACGAAGCCCUGAAGAAGAUUGUCCUUACAGAGGGGUUCUGGAGGCCUUUACGGGGGAUUAAUGUCACCAUGCUGGGGGCUGGCCCUGCCCAUGCCAUGUACUUUGCCUGCUAUGAACAAAUGAAAAAGUCCCUAAGUGAGACUCUCCAGCAGGGAGGAAACAGCCACUUGGCCAAUGGUAUAGCUGGGAGCGUGGCCACGCUGCUGCACGAUGCUGUGAUGAACCCAGCUGAAGUGGUGAAGCAGAGGAUGCAGAUGUUCAACUCCCCAUACAAGUCGGUCCUGGCGUGCAUCAGGACAGUGCAGAGGACAGAGGGGUUUGGUGCCUUCUACCGGAGCUACACCACCCAGCUCACCAUGAACAUCCCCUUCCAGGCCAUCCACUUCAUCACCUACGAGUUCCUGCAGGAGCACCUCAACCCCCAGAGGGAAUACAACCCCCGUUCCCACGUCCUCUCCGGAGCCGUGGCCGGAGCCGUGGCCGCCGCUGCCACCACCCCCUUGGAUGUCUGCAAAACUUUGCUCAACACCCAGGAGAACAUGGCCUUGAGUUCUCUCAACAUCAGUGGCCAUCUCUCGGGCAUGGUGAAUGCCUUCAGGACUGUCUAUCAGCUGGGGGGGGUCCGGGGGUAUUUCCGAGGGGUGCAGGCACGGGUCAUUUACCAGAUGCCCUCGACAGCCAUCGCCUGGUCGGUGUAUGAGUUCUUCAAGUACUUCCUCACCAAGCACAAGCUGGAAAAAAGGACAUCUCUCUGAAGUCCCCUUAAGGGGAGGGUCUCCACGAGCCACUCUGUCCCCCCCUUUUACCCCUAUCCACGUGCCAGCUCUGGUUCUCCAAGAAGGAGCAGCCCCAGGUGACUUCCAGGUGACGUCCUGCUGGGGGAUGGAGGGGUUCAGGUGAUGCUCAGUCACCUUGUUCCUCCUCCUUGUUGAAACAAAUGCAUAGUUUAUAAAGACUUAGAAUAAUAUAUAUAUAUCUAUAUAUUUAAUAACUUUAUUUUGGAGAAGUGAAAUGAUAACUGCUAUUUUUUUGCUGAAGAUGUUUGAAGUUGUGGUUUACUCCUUCCCAAAAGGCUUAGGUUUAGACAACCUAAGCUGCUUUGCUUUCUUUUUACAGCAGAGAGACAACUCUCCAGCCCCAGAAG